Molecule: messenger RNA, 3458 nt
Organism: Lingula anatina
Lineage: Eukaryota; Metazoa; Brachiopoda; Lingulata; Lingulida; Lingulidae
Product: hepatocyte growth factor-regulated tyrosine kinase substrate
Biological process (GO): receptor internalization; endocytic recycling
Cellular component (GO): early endosome
Molecular function (GO): phosphatidylinositol binding; metal ion binding; ubiquitin binding
Source: RefSeq, a predicted model, not a curated record
AUGACAUUUGCGGCCCAAUGAAUGACAUCACUUCGGGAAUCGCCAUCUUUAUCACUGUCUUUCAUCCUUGAGUCAUUUUAGCUUAGCCAAGAGUAAGAUAUGUUUCGAUCAACAGCGCCGUUUGACAAAGCCUUAGACAAGGCCACAAGUCAGCUACUGCUGGAACCAGACUGGGAUGCCAUCCUGCAAAUUUGUGAUUUAAUUCGUCAAAAUGACAUACAACCAAAGGAAGCAAUACUGCGAAUGAAGAAAAAAGUUCAAGCAGAAAACCCUCAUGUGGCCAUGUUUGCACUUCAGACCUUGGAAUCAGUGGUGAAGAACUGUGGAGAUACAAUACAUAAGGAAGUAGCCACAAAGGAGUUCAUGGAAUUCAUGAAGGAUGAAGCUAAGAAGAGACCAGAUCCAGUCAAGGGCAAAGUGUUAGAGUUGGUUCAAGUCUGGUCCCAUGCAUUCCGCAAUGAUCCAACUCUAAAAGCAGUGCAGGAUACUUACCACUUGAUGAAAAUGGAAGGCUACAAGUUCCCUACUUUAAAGGAAUCUGAUGCCAUGUUUGUAUCAGAGAAGGCUCCUGAGUGGAAGGAUGGAGAAGUUUGCUUCAAGUGCAGAGUCACAUUUAACACUUUUAAUAGAAAGCAUCAUUGUAGAAACUGUGGUCAAGUGUUCUGUGGCAAAUGUUCAUCUAAAAAUUCCAUAAUUCCCAAAUUUGGGAUUGAAAAAGAAGUUCGUGUGUGUGAUACAUGCCAUGAGCAGCUGGGCAAGCCUUCAUCUGUUAAGAAGAGUGAUGAUGAAGGUUCUCUCCCAUCGGAGUACCUCUCCAGUCCUCUAUCCAAACAAUCUCAGGCACCACCAGCCAAGUCAGAGCAGGAGUUGCAGGAAGAGGAGGAAUUGCAGCUUGCCAUUGCCUUGUCCAAGAGUGAAGCAGAGAAUAAGGAGAGACAGCGAGACCAACUGAGAAAAUCUUAUGGCUAUUCCGACAGUUCUUCCUCAGGCACUGGUGCUUCAAACGCCUCUUACCAACAGCCUGUUACUGUGUCGGCUCCAGUGUUUGAUGCUGGUGAGAUGGACCCUGAACUGGCCAGGUAUCUGAACAGAAACUACUGGGAAAAGAGACAGGAAAGCAGUAGUCAGCAGGGUGGUGCUUCCUCAGCGGCCAGUGGGACAGGUGCUUCCACAGCCCAGCCCAGUGCUCCUGCCCCAGCCGCUGAACCCAAGGUGUCCAACAUAGCCAAGGUGCAGGAGCAAUACCAGAAUGGAGAGACAAAUGACGAGGACCAGUUCCUGAAUGCCCUGAGAAGCAGUAUUGAGAUCUUUGUGAAUCGUAUGAAGAGUGACUCCAUGCGUGGCCGUAACAUAGCCAAUGACUCUGCUGUCCAGACACUGUUCAUGACCAUCAAUGCCAUGCACCCUGAGCUGAUGAAGCACAUGAGUCAACAAGAGGAUCUGAGAGCCCAUUAUGAGGCUCUUCAAGACAAGCUGACUCAGUUGAAAGAAGCAAGAGAUGCACUGGAUGCUCUGCGUGAGGACCACAAGGAGAAGAUGAGAAGAGAGGCAGAAGAGAGGGAAAGACAAAGACAGAUCCAGAUGCAACAGAAAUUAGAGAUUAUGAGACAAAAGAAACAUGAAUAUCUCGAGUAUCAGCGCCAGCUGGCAGUGCAGCGUAUGCAGGAACAGGAUAGACUGAUGAACAUGAGACUUGCUCAGCAGAAACAGAUGGUACAGAUGAGGGAAAUGCAAUAUGGGCAGUUUGGACAGUAUAAUCAGCCCUAUGCACAACAAGUUCCCCAGGGCUAUCCUAGCAGUGGUUCAGCAGAGGGCUCCCCAGUCCACAUGAUGCACCACCAGCAGCAGCAGCCUGGUGCCUAUGGUCAGCCCCCACCCCCACAACACAUGGGUCCUGGGCCAGCACCUGGCAUGGUGGGACAACCACCACACAUGGGGCCUCCCGGGGGUCCUGGGGGACCUGGAGGACAAGGACCCCAACCUCCCAUGGGACCUCAAGGACCUAUGGGAUCACAAGGUGCUCCUCCAGGCCAGCCCCCCAUGGCUAACCAGCCCUACAACCCAGUCAGUUCCCAGCAGAUGUACACACCCCAGGGCCAGGGACUACAAGGUUACCAGGCCCAGGCUGGAAUGCCACCUGCUCAGACUGCACCAGCACCCUACCAGCAGGGUCCACCCCCACAGGGGCCCCCAUCAGGAUCUUACCAGCCACCACCCACUGUGGGCCAGCAGCAGCCUAUGUAUACUGGCCAGCCUCCACAGUCUGUGGGUGGAGGGGCUGUGAGUGGGGGGCAUGGUGCCCCCAGUCCAGUUCCCCAGGGAUAUGGGCAUCCUGGAGGGCCAGAGUACAACUCUUAUAACAUGCAAAGUAUGGCCAAUGCUUUGCCAGGCAACAACCAGGGCCAGCCCCAGGGUUACAUGCCAGCCAUGGGACAGUAUCAGCAACCUCCACAACAACAUUACCAACAAGGUGGACCUCCUCCUCAGCAACAACCACCACAACAACAGCCACAACCAAGAGAGGCAGAACUGAUUUCAUUUGAUUAGACAUAGAUAAAUAUAAUAUAAUAUACUUGAUGUUGUGAGACUUUAGUGAAGGGUUGCUUUUGAUGGUCCACAUCGUAUGUGCAAGUUAACUGGUUUAUAUAAUAGUAUGUGGAACACUGUUAUUAUGGAAAAUAAUGUAUGUUUAUAGAUUAUAAUUGGCACACUCCAAUAAAAAGUAAAAUGAAGAUUAUGAAUUAACAUUAGCAAGGUAAUAUUAUAUAUGUUGGGUGUAUUCUUUCUGAGAAGUAAGAUUUAUAUUGCACUUUAUAUGCCAGAUUGAGCACAGACAUUGUGAAAAAAGGAUGGCUGGUGGGAAUUGUUUAAUGGAAUCUUUAUAUUCUUGUGCUUUAAAAGAAACUUACCUGUCAGAUUUCUAUGAUUUGUGAAAAUGUGGUUUUGGAUUUUGCUUUUUUUCUUGGUCAGACAAAAUUUUAAUAUUUGAUUAAAAUGAAAUGAAAGUUUUGGGUCUGUAUUUUAAUGUGGCAGAUUUUUGUAUGUAUGAAUGUAUUCAUCAAGCUGGGCUCUGUUUAACAUAAUCACUCCAGUGUUUUGAUUCAGUUAAUAUUUAAAUUUGUUACUACUUUGCUUAGUCAAAUUCCAAAUAUUGGUACAUCAGCUUUUCACAAAUGAUAGCCCACUAAUAAUUCAAGGUGGCACAUCAUAAUACUACUGUGACCAGUGUGAGUAAAAUGAGUGUCAGCAUUAUUCAAAUUUAAUCUCUAAACCACUCUUUAACACUGAAAAAGAUGAGAUAAGCUUAAUUUUAGAUGUUAUAAAAUGUUAUGGUUAUUAGGUAAUACUAAUAUGCAGCAGAAUCAUGGACAAACAGGACCCUGCUCAACUGAUUUUGUUGUACAAGUUGCAAAAUGUACACCAUACAAAAUGCCUAUGAAUAAACAUUACAAAAGUAA